AUGAUCAUGCAUUUGUGUCGUGCUCUUCUGGUGACUGUGUUUGCAUUCCUCGCCAGCACUGAUUCUCUGUCAGCAGCAGCACACUCCGGCCAAAUAGAAAGAAGCUUGACGAAAUCGUCAACCACGGCGAUCGCUUCAGAACAGAGAUCACUGAGAUUGAACGAUAAGGCAAAUGGUAUGGUUGGCGGUGAAGAUACUAUCGAGGGAAGAGGCGGUGGCAAGCUGUCCGACUACUUUUUCGCGCUAUACUCGUGUGUUUUACGUAUAGUAAAAAAAAACUCAAUAUAG
Molecule: messenger RNA, 288 nt
Organism: Phytophthora infestans T30-4
Lineage: Eukaryota; Oomycota; Peronosporomycetes; Peronosporales; Peronosporaceae
Product: secreted RxLR effector peptide protein, putative
Exons: 1
Coding region: 1-288 (95 amino acids)
Source: RefSeq, a predicted model, not a curated record